AUAUAAAGAGGUGGUAGCCCAGUAUUAUCCUCUUAUCACUCAUCAGCCUUUUCAUCUACAAUCACCAAGUACAUCUACACCACAUACAUCAAACGAACAUACCGAACACCGAAUAAAACAUCCAACCAACAUGCACGGCCAUCAUCAGCAUCAUCAUCAUCACGGUCCCCCCGGCGGUGGUCACCACGGAGGUCCUGGCGGUUUCGGAGGCCCCGCUGGCUUUGGCGGUCCUGGCGGCCCCGGACAUCAUGGCCAUCACCACGGACACCACGCCCCAGGAGGGUUUGGCGGUCCCGGUCCCAUGGGCCACAACCCCGGCUUCGAGAAAUUCGGUCCACCGGGUGCCGGUCGCCACGAUAACCCGCCUCCAUACAACCACAUCGAAGGACUCGGGUCCGGGUUUGGUGGUCCAGGUCCCAACCACGGUCCUGGUUUCGGGCCUGGACCUGGACCUCAAGGGCAUCAUCAUGGCCCUAGAAAUCAUGGUCCCGGUGGUUUUGGUGGUCCUGGCGGUCCUGGUCCGGCUGGUUUCGGACAUCAUGGUGGUCCUCAUGGGCACCACGGUCAUCACGGCCAUCAUGGACCGCAUUAGCCUCAGCAGCAACAUCAUCACGGACUUCUGGGGAAGAUUUUGCAUCACCGUCACCAUAAGCCAUGAUCCGGAAAGGUAUAUAGGAGGAGGAUUAGUUUAUUUUUGAAA
Molecule: messenger RNA, 700 nt
Organism: Aspergillus glaucus CBS 516.65
Lineage: Eukaryota; Fungi; Ascomycota; Eurotiomycetes; Eurotiales; Aspergillaceae
Exons: 2
Coding region: 131-592 (153 amino acids)
Source: RefSeq, a predicted model, not a curated record